Messenger RNA from Hydra vulgaris (swiftwater hydra), 1020 nucleotides. RefSeq names its product kinesin light chain 4-like. Gene Ontology annotation, molecular function: protein binding. NCBI's taxonomy places the organism in Eukaryota, Metazoa, Cnidaria, Hydrozoa, Anthoathecata, Hydridae. The record is from RefSeq and is a predicted model, not a curated record.
AUGAUAAAAAAUAUACACGAGUUGAGACAGUUAGCAUGUAAAUGUUUUCAAAAGAGGAAUUCAAAUACAAAUACAUACCUUGAUUUAAUUGAAAGUUCUUUAAAAGUUGAAUUGAAUAAAGUAAAUUAUCACAUGGAUUUCGGAAAUCAUUUUAUUUUUCAUUUUAUUUAUAUGUUUCGUACUAACGGAAAUCAAUUUUUCGAAGCCUUCCAUCGUAUGACGACUUCUAUACAAAAGUUAUUCAUAUGUAAAAGUUUAUUUGAAGAAGCAAUUGAAAUAUUAAAAGCUGUUCAAAGAUUUAAUACAGAAACUCAUGGUAAAAAUAACAUAUUCACGCUUGAUACAAAGCAUAAUAUUGCUAACUGUUUGAAUAAUAUGGGAAAAUAUAACAAAGCUGUAGAAGUUUAUUAUUCUUUUCAUAAAAUAAAAAAUGAAAUGCUAGGUAUUACCCAUCCUUCUACAAUAACAACAAAACAUAAUAUCGCACUCUGUUUGAACAAUAUGGGAAAAUUUAACGAAGCUUUGGAAAUUUAUUAUUCUGUUAAUAAAAUAGAAAAUGAAAUUUUUAGUAUCAACCAUCCGUCUACUAUGGCAACAAAACAUAAUAUCGCAUUCUGUUUGAACAAUAUUGGGAAAUAUAACGAAGCUUUAGAAAUUUAUUAUUCUGUUGCUAAAUUACAAACUGAAAGUUUUGGUAUCAACCAUCCAAUUACAAUGACAACAAAAAAUAAUAUUGCAAGCAGUUUGUUCUUUAUGGGAAAUUAUAACGAAGCUUUCGAAAUUUAUAAUUUUGUUGAUAAAAAUCAAACUGAAAUUCUAGGUAUAAACCAUUCAGACACAAUGACAACAGUAGCCAGUGGAUCUUCAGCUUAUCAAGCUAGCUGUCCUCUCAGCCAAAUCGCUAUCUUUAUCUUUGACAAUAUCGAUAGCUUUUCGCUAAAAGUAUUAAAUCGCCUUGGAUUACAAAGAGUUUGCGGAAGUCUUCAAAAAUUAAACAAAAAUUGUACAUUAGUUACUUAA